Blepharisma stoltei is the source of this 1428-nucleotide messenger RNA. The record is from the annotation of a GenBank genome assembly. NCBI's taxonomy places the organism in Eukaryota, Ciliophora, Heterotrichea, Heterotrichida, Blepharismidae.
AUGGAAUUUGCCUAUGACCAGAUUUUAGCAUUGAAUGCUAAAAUGCCUCGGUUAUUUAAAAUAGACAGAAAAAUAAGCACUAAUACUCGCCAUGUAAUUUUUAUACAGCGAAAAACCGAAGCCGAGAAAUUACAAAUAGGCACCCCACCUAAGGAGCCUACACCUCCCAAAAAAGGAAAAAUCAAAAAAGCGAAAAAGAUCGUUGAAUUUGAUGGAGAUACUUUAAUAUACAACGAUUUACCCCAAGAGCAAGCUCCAAACACUCGAAAAAAGUCUUUAAGAUCAAAAAAGUCCCAUGGAUCAGAAGAAGAUUCUUCAUCAGUCAGCAAUGAACCUAUUGAGCCAGCCCCAACUAAAAAAGCAAAGCUACCAAAAACUCCACCCACCAAGUCUCCACCCACAGGCAGAAAAACAGCUGCUUUCAAUAAAAUUAAGUCAAUCCUCCAGCAAGUCAUCAGGCAUCCGAUGGCCGAGCCAUUCCGAAAUCCACUUAAUAUCAAUGAAUCCCCAGACUAUUUCAAAAAAGUCAAAGAGCCCAUCGACCUGUCUACCAUUGAGGCAAAAUUAAACGAAAAUAAAUAUGAAACAGGAUAUCAGUUUGCUAUUGAUAUGAGGCUGCUAUGAAGCAACUCAUUUUUAUAUUAUGCCAAAGGCUCUGAUACUUAUCACAUGACAGUCGAACUUAGUUCUCUAUUUGAAAAACUCAUAAAAGGUAACGAAAGCCUCGUUCUAACAGGGAAAAAAGACAUUGUCAAAGAUCUCUAUCAUCAAGUGGAAACAUUAACAAAAGAAAUCCAAGGCUCAAAAAUCAAAAUCGAAGAAAACCCACCAAAGCCAAAACAAAAAGCAAAACCAGCUAAUGAAAAACCUAUGACUUUAAUAGAGAAAAAGAAGCUCUGCCUCAAUAUCAAAAGCUUGAACCCUAAAUAUUUAAGAGGAGUCUUAGACAUAGUAAAAAAAUGUAUGGACGUCAAUGGAAAAGAAUUCCAAUUCGACGUAGAAAACCUUCCCACUGCGAUUUGUAGGGAGCUCGAAAAGUAUGUAAAAGCUUGCUUGAAAAAUGAAUCUCCGAAUAAAUCCAAAGCAAAUGGAAUGAAUAGGGAAGAUAUAGAAAGGGUGCAAAGGAUCGCAGAAGAAAAGCUGAAACAUGUGGACAUGAAAAUUGAAGAAUUGACUAGGGUGCCACAACAGGUAGAAAAUAUAAUGAAAAAAGAAACAGAGGAUGAGAUCGUAGAAAGCUCAAGCACUAGUGAAAGUGAAAGUGAAGAUGAAAUUGUACCACCCAUGCAAGAUAUAGGACUUAUACCGCCUAACAAAGAAGAUAGUGAAAGCUUGCCGAGGGCUUCAGAUGUGUGGAAUUCUUUGAGUAAUGAUUUAGCAGAUAAAAAGCCUCAGAACUCAGCUAGCGAUAUAGUAGAAAUUAACUAA